AUGCCUCAUUCGACUAGAGGUCCAUCGCCUGGUCGAAUUGCUCAAACAAGCUUCAAAUUUCCUGGUGACACGAAGGCCAGCUCGCGCACAUCCAUGGAGAAAUUUCCAGACCUUGAUACUUCUGAUACAUUCGAUCAAUACGAUGGACAGCAAUCUUACAACUCACGAAGGUCCAAUGGAUAUGCCAAUGGAGGGCCUCCUCCUGUGGAUCGUUGGCAGCCACAAAGAAAUGGUAGAAUGAGAGGGGAUUCUUGGACAAAUGCAGAGUCGAGUAACGGUAGAGGGCAUAAAAAACAGAAGAGUCUCAGUGAUGCAUUCAAGACAAUUAAAUCUAGGAAAGGAAGUAUGAGUGCGAAUGUGCAUGAGAUAUCGGAUGCCCUAAAGGCACCAGUCUCUCCAAAAUUAAUUGUCCUAUGUAUAGUAUGGUAUCUUUCAAGCGCCCUGACAAACACAUCUUCAAAAUCUAUUCUGAAUGCAUUUCCAAAACCUGCGACUCUUACUCUCAUACAAUUUGCAUUUGUCGCAUUCUAUUGCCUAUUUUUCUCCUGGCUUUCCUCGACAUUUCCACAACUCAAAAAUGCGAUUCCUGCUUUACGACAUGGAAUUCGAUAUCCCACAAAAGAAGUGAUCAUGACCACAAUACCUCUCGCUGCUUUCCAAAUUGGUGGUCAUCUGCUAUCUUCUACUGCGACAGCCAAAAUACCGGUCUCGCUGGUUCACACUAUCAAAGGGCUGUCCCCCUUAUUUACGGUGGUCGCAUACCGACUUAUAUACAAUAUUCGUUACCCAGUGGCUACAUAUCUUUCCCUCGUCCCUCUCACACUCGGCGUCAUGCUUGCCUGCUCGGCAGAAUUUAAGGGGAACAUAUUUGGUAUAAUAUACGCUUUCCUCGCCGCGAUAAUAUUCGUCACUCAAAACAUAUUCUCGAAAAGGCUCUUCAAUGAAGCCGCAAUCGCAGAAGCGGCAGGUCAACCGCGUACCAAUAAACUAGACAAACUCAAUCUUCUUUGCUACUCAUCUGGUCUCGCUUUCGUCCUUACGUCACCUAUCUGGUUCUGGUCAGAGGGUAUUACUCUCUUAGGUGAUUUCUUCCACGACGGGUCUCUUGAUUUAAGUUCCCACCCAGAAGCCUUCGAUCACGGACGUCUAGCCCUCGAAUUCAUCUUCAAUGGAACCUUUCACUUCGGCCAGAACAUCAUCGCUUUCGUCCUCCUCAGCAUGGUUUCACCCGUCACCUAUUCCGUCGCCUCCCUCAUUAAACGUGUCUUUGUCGUCGUGAUUGCCAUCAUUUGGUUCCAAAACCCCACCACCAAAAUUCAAGGUCUAGGGAUCGCCCUCACAUUCUUUGGUCUCUACCUUUACGAUCGCACCAAGGGCUCUAAUAAAGCAGAUCGCAAAGCCAAACUGAUGAAUAUAAAAGAAGAAACCCUCCUUCCCCUGAACACAACCUCUGGCAACCUUAACCCCGGAACCCAAGCCCAUGUCCUAUUUGAAUCACCAAUUCAAGCCCGAGGCGGCGGUUACUCUUUAUCUUCGGGUAAUUCGGAUAACAAAAAAUCUGACGAUAAUUCCUACGAUAAAAUGGGGAGGUUGAGGGGCAGUAGUAAUGCUUCUUGGUUACCGCCUGGGACUAGACAAGAGGAUACUUGGAGACCAAGGGAAAUUAUUGCGAAUGGGCCCGGUGUUAAUGGAAACGGCAGUGGCAUUUCCAUUAACUAG
Messenger RNA from Sclerotinia sclerotiorum 1980 UF-70, 1719 nucleotides. RefSeq lists its product as hypothetical. The transcript is spliced from 2 exons. Lineage: Eukaryota; Fungi; Ascomycota; Leotiomycetes; Helotiales; Sclerotiniaceae. The record is from RefSeq and is a predicted model, not a curated record. Gene Ontology annotation, cellular component: endoplasmic reticulum; Golgi apparatus. Gene Ontology annotation, biological process: phosphoenolpyruvate transmembrane import into Golgi lumen. Gene Ontology annotation, molecular function: antiporter activity; phosphoenolpyruvate transmembrane transporter activity. The coding region runs from base 1 to 1719 and encodes 572 amino acids.